Messenger RNA from Solea senegalensis (Senegalese sole), 1033 nucleotides. RefSeq names its product iron-sulfur cluster assembly enzyme (gene iscua). Gene Ontology annotation, cellular component: mitochondrial matrix; cytoplasm. The transcript has 5 exons. Gene Ontology annotation, molecular function: ferrous iron binding; 2 iron, 2 sulfur cluster binding. The coding region runs from base 46 to 531 and encodes 161 amino acids. Gene Ontology annotation, biological process: intracellular iron ion homeostasis; iron-sulfur cluster assembly. NCBI's taxonomy places the organism in Eukaryota, Metazoa, Chordata, Actinopteri, Pleuronectiformes, Soleidae. The record is from RefSeq and is a predicted model, not a curated record.
UUCCCCACUCGUUGACUGACCCUGGUUUGUCUGCGGCAGCUGAACAUGGCGUCUGUAGGAAAGUCUGCGACCUCGCUGUUGUUUUUCACUCAGAGGUUUUUAUCGCCGCGGUUAAACGCUGUGUGUUCUUAUCAUAAAAAGGUGUUGGACCAUUAUGAAAACCCAAGAAAUGUGGGUUCUCUAGACAAAGGCUCCAAGAAUGUGGGGACUGGGUUGGUGGGUGCUCCAGCCUGUGGAGAUGUUAUGAAACUCCAGAUCCAGGUGGAUGAAAAUGGAAAGAUUGUGGAUGCAAAAUUCAAAACAUUUGGCUGUGGAUCAGCUAUUGCCUCCAGUUCUCUAGCAACAGAGUGGGUGAAGGGCAAGUCGGUCGAUGAAGCUCUAGGGAUAAAGAACACAGAUAUUGCCAAAGAACUUGCCCUUCCUCCAGUUAAACUUCACUGCUCAAUGCUUGCUGAAGACGCCAUAAAAGCAGCGUUGUCUGACUACAAACUCAAACAGGACAAGAAGACCCAUGUCAAAACCAGCAGUUAAUGUGCUCUUAAGUCAGGUCACAACUGUCCCUUGAACUGUCCCUGUUCUUUUUAUGGAUGACAAGUUGCCAUAAUUCUGCAUCAGGUCCUGCACUUUUCUGGGACAUCUGGGAGUUUUACUGCCUCAAAAUUCUCCACAGCUGUUUAUUUAGUCUCUUUAAUUAAAGAUUCAGGCAUAAGAAGAGUCUGUAGAUGUAGAUUAAUACGAUUUUGGUGAAAUGUGAUGAUAAUAUCAGUGAAUACCACUUCCUCACCCACUUAGGAGCUUUUAUUUUGUUUUGUUUUUUAUAAACAAGAAUAAAUGCAAUUUAUUAUAGAUAAAGACUUCAGGUCAGGUUUUACUUAGUUUUUUUUUUGGCAUUAAGUCUUUAUUUUUGGCUUGACUGAGUGAAAACAUUGCUCCAUUUCACAGUUAGAUUGAACAGUUGAACAAGUGUAUGUACAAAGCCAUGCCAUAGAAUAUUAUAUGCAAAUGUUAAUGUGAAUUAAAUCAUUAAAACCUC